Chironomus riparius is the source of this 618-nucleotide messenger RNA. The record is from the annotation of a GenBank genome assembly. Lineage: Eukaryota; Metazoa; Arthropoda; Insecta; Diptera; Chironomidae.
AUGGAAGAGUUUAAAGUUCCACAAUUAGCAAUGCCAUUUAACUGCAUAUUAAAUGACUGUAAAGAAUCAUUAACAAACUCUACAAUUGUAACGCAUUUCUGCUCACAACAUCGUGUAGAUUUUCAAGAAAUAGCACUUAACGAAAAGAUACUCAUGAUGGUAACAACUGAUGACAAUUUCCUUACUUAUGGACGAAAUGUAUGUCUUGGAAUUGUUGGAAUCAGAUAUAAACGUCAAGAAAUAGAAAGCAUGUCAACAUCCAGCAUACAUGACAUUGAGCACUUUCCAAAUCCAUUUCCAAUAUUAAUCAUGUGCAGACGAAGCAAUUAUCAGCAAUUAUUUGAUAGUGGCGAUCGUGAAAUUAACAAGAAUGGUGACUUCUUAGCAUUAUGGCUAUCAAUGCCUAAAGUCAACGACCACAAGUUGCACUCAAUUUUAUCAGUUUUCAAUGAAGAUUAUACGACAAGCAUAAGUAAGUCUGUGGAUGUCAAGUACAUGCCAGACAACAAUAAUCUUUUAGGAAGCAACCAUUUGAUUAUUAAUUCUGGACUUCUAGUGAAACUAUCAAGCGAUGACUCAAUUAUCCUUGAAAUUAUUCUUAAAGAAAAUUUAUUGUAA